This is a messenger RNA of Leptosia nina, 1389 nucleotides long. NCBI's taxonomy places the organism in Eukaryota, Metazoa, Arthropoda, Insecta, Lepidoptera, Pieridae. The record is from the annotation of a GenBank genome assembly.
AUGCCAGCGCUCGGCUACGAAAUGGCGACGUCAUACGAAAUGUGUUCAACGCGGUACAUGGUGAACGAGGAGUACAUGAUGCCCCAGUUGUGGGACAGGCAGCUCCCGAGCCCAUACUCGACGUACAUGCACAGGAACCUGGCAGAGAACACCCGGCAGCGGAUGGACACCGCGAUGUUUUACAGUACAUACAGUGACAUGCAGCUGGAGACCAGCAGCAGCGAGGCGAGUGGAACAAGCUCGACAUCGCUGUCCCAACAUUGCGCGAUUUGUGGUGACCGCGCCACGGGGAAGCACUACGGUGCGUCUUCCUGCGACGGCUGCAAAGGGUUCUUCAGGCGAAGUGUCAGGAAAAACCACAUGUACACUUGCCGGUUCAGCCGAAAUUGCGUCGUGGACAAAGACAAGAGGAAUCAGUGUAGAUACUGCCGGCUCAGGAAGUGCUUCAAAGCCGGCAUGAAGAAGGAAGCUGUUCAGAACGAGAGGGACAGAAUUAACUGUAGGAGACCUUCAUACGAGGAACCAGCACAAGCCAACGGACUGUCGGUGGUGUCCCUGCUCAAUGCAGAACUGCUUAGCCGAAAAGUCACAGAUGAGACCAACAACAUAACAGACGCGGAGAUCAGCAACCGUAACUUGGCGAAAAUCAACGAUGUGUGCGACUCCAUCAAACAACAGCUUCUUAUUCUUGUUGAGUGGGCGAAAUAUAUACCAGCCUUCACAGAGUUGCAUCUUGACGACCAGGUGGCGUUAUUACGUGCUCACGCUGGCGAACACCUCCUUUUGGGAUGCGCGCGGCGGUCCCUCCACCUCAAGGACGUCCUUCUAUUGGGGAAUAAUUGUAUCAUCACGAAACAUAAUUUAGAUGGUCGGAUGGACGUGGACAUCAGCAUGAUCGGGAUGCGGGUCAUGGACGAGAUCGUGAAACCCCUCAGAGAGAUUGACAUCGAUGACACAGAGUUCGCCUGUCUCAAAGCUAUCGUCUUCUUUGACCCUAAUGCCAAAGGCCUCUCGCAGCCGCACAAGAUAAAGCAGCUGAGGUAUCAAAUCCAGAUAAACCUGGAGGACUACAUCAGUGACCGGCAGUACGAGGGCAGAGGUCGCUUCGGCGAGCUGCUCCUCUGCCUUCCUCCUCUGCAGAGCAUCACCUGGCAAAUGAUCGAGCAGAUACAGUUUGCUAAAUUGUUUGGUGUUGCACAUGUCGACAGCUUGCUGCAGGAGAUGCUACUUGGAGGUGCAUCAACUGAAACGGCUGUAGAGGAACCCCAGGCCGAAAUCGUCGAAGCGUCAUCCCCCCUCUCUUCGGCCGCAUCACCCCCCCUCGUGCCGCAGCUGCCUAUACCCGAGCCCUUCAUAGGGGCCCCCUUCAAGCAAGAACCCACCAUGUAG